This is a messenger RNA of Papilio xuthus (Asian swallowtail), 2681 nucleotides long. It is a transcript of the gene Tango10, whose product is annotated as transport and golgi organization 10. The record is from RefSeq and is a predicted model, not a curated record. The coding region runs from base 124 to 1791 and encodes 555 amino acids. NCBI's taxonomy places the organism in Eukaryota, Metazoa, Arthropoda, Insecta, Lepidoptera, Papilionidae. The transcript is spliced from 14 exons. Gene Ontology annotation, molecular function: protein binding.
CAAAUUUUUUGUCCUUUCCUAUGUACCUAUAGCUUAAUAAUAACAUUUUAAGGCACCAUAAUAAUAAUUUAGUUGUUUAUCAAACGUUAUUUUCCAAUGUAGGUCAUAUUUAAGUUAUACAAUAUGAAUUCCCUUUCAAGGGAUUUGGCAUCCUGUUCGUCAAACUCCGCGAAAAGCGAUGAAAAUAUAAACAAUAAUGAUGAUCUGGAGGUAGAUAAUUCAAGAUGUGUUCUCCUCAAGAUAGCCACAUUGUAUGCAGAACAAUUGAUGAGUGAUCUGAUCCUUGAUGUUGAUGGAGUGGCAUAUCCAGUGCACAGACUUAUUCUGUGUGCGAGCAGUGAAGUGUUUCAGGUUAUGCUGAUGAAUAGAGAAUGGAGCGAGUGUAAAAAGACACGCAUCGUUCUGCAGGAGAAUCCAGUUGCUGCAUCUGUCUUCCCACAGUUUCUUAAGUAUUUCUACACUGGUCAAAUUAAAAUAUCACAUAAAACAGUUCUUCCAGUACUUUCUCUUGCUGAUAAAUAUAAUGUUUCGGAUCUGAUGACAUUAUGCUUGGAGUAUAUGGGCCAGCAUGUGGCCCAGGCGGCGCAGCGCGGUCAGCUAAUUGCCUGGAUGCAGUACACCAUGGCUUGUGGACAUAAUAAAGUUGCCAAAGCAUGUCAGAACUUCUUCAAGUGGAACCUGGAGUGGAGCUGGCUUGACAGCGAUCUGGAUGAGCUGGAAGGGGAGACACUAGCGCAGCUCCUGCAGCAGAACGACCUCGUCGUACACAACGAGAUGAGUGUAUAUAAGUUUGUGGAACGUUGGCUGAAUCGUCAGCGAGAGUCGUGCAACAUGCCAGAAGGUGUGGAGCGCACGCCCAGUGACUGCACCACCAACACCAGUGACAGCAGCGGCUACUCCGAAAGCAGGAUGCAAUGGGACGCACUGGUCGCGGCCGCUUUCUCACAUGUCAGGUUUCCAAUGAUGUGCCCCAACCAGCUGGCGACUCUGCUGCUGUCACCGCUGACCCAGCAGCACAAGGACUUCUUCAUGGAGCGCAUGGCUGUCGCCAUGAGCUACCAGUCAGGUCAGUACGAGCGCGUGUGGGAGGUGCAGCAGACGGCGGGCGGGCGCGCGCUGUUCACGCCGCGGCUCUACACGGAGGACAUGUGGGGCUCCGUGCUGGCAGUAGACAACUUCCACUCCCUGCCCUGCUACCACAUGCGCACCUUCAUCUUCUCCACACGACCAGCUGUGGCUGACGUCGCCUACACCGACCGCAUGAUGGAGUGGACCGUGGAACUCUACCCCAAGGGUGUCUGGUUCAGGAAGAGCAUGCUAAUCGCUUGGUCCGGCACUUAUGAUGUGCCGGAAGCGGUGCUCCGCACUGUGCGUAUCGCCAUCACCUGCCUCAGCGUCACCGCACCAGACACGUACCUACCCGAGCCCGACGUCAGGGUCAAGAUUGGUAUCCUUGUAUGGGGCCGACAGAACGGUGUGGCGCAUAUCUCCGACGUGGCGGUGCGCGUACAUCGCUUCUCCGCACAGAACAGAGUGCUGAACAUCGAUGAUGCACUAGACUUUGACGAGCUGAACACACCGCUGUACACGCCCGCGCAGCCCGCCUCGCCCGGUAACAAGCAAGGGCGGUGUCCGAAGUGCGUGGAGAGCAACACUAGCACUGAACCCUCACAUCUCAUGGGGCCAAACAAGGACCAGCUCAGGGUACAAGUAGUAAUCUUGCCACUAACGGAUUACUGCUACGUGAGCCCCGCAGAGGUCGCGGUGGGCUCCGACCGACUUGGACCCUGAAGAGAGGCAAUAACACCACACGCGGACCUUUAUCGUCCUGUAUCACGUGUACAAAUUACUUUUGACCCUAAAAAUACAUUUUUAAAUCAUCAACUUAUUCUAGUUAAUUUUUGGAAACAAAAUUAUUUUAAUUGGGGUCAAUUUUUGUCAACUUAACACGAUCCGUGCCACGAAUACGUAUGGAAGAGUACUUUCCAGGCGAGCUAGUGGCAAUGGCUGUUAAUCUUUUACUGACCAAGCAUUCAGUUGGUCAAUUUUACCAUUUUCAAGUUCGUAAUAUUUCAUCGUAGAAAUCAAUCGCAGCAUGGAACUAUAAUCUAUUUUAUUUCGCUAUUAUCGCAGCUUUUAGUGUAUUAAAAUCUACAUAUUAUGUAUAUUGUAUGCAAUAUGUAAAAAUUAUAAAUAUUGUCAAUGUUUCAAUAAUCCAAUGUCUAGUCCGAUUAUAAAAUGACGAAAUUUACAAUGCUUCAACGACAUUUUAUUCAAAGUCGAAUACACUUAACUUUUUGUUGCCUUUAAAAUGCAAGUUAAAAAUAAUGUUUUAAAGAUCCCAAGCAGUUUACAAUUUAUCUAAUUUCUUUAACAUGUUUCAUCCCAUUUCGAUCUUUUGUGACGAACUUGCCAGGCGAGUGGUAGUGAAUGUGUUAAAACAAUUAUUCACAAUAAUGGCUUAUCGGGACAUGGCAAUCCUGUCGCAUUGUGACCUCAAAGUGAGAAAAAGCGCAAUCUUCCUUUGUGUUCCCACUACCGAAACACGUGUAUAAAACAUUUUGUUGUAUGUUUAUUUAAAGGAAAGACAAAAGUGGGGACAUUCAGUUCACAAUGUUUGUUGUUAAAUUUGUUGUCGUGUUAGAACAUUGUAUUUGUAUUAUUAAAAAUAAUUAAUCUAA